This is a messenger RNA of Pteropus alecto (black flying fox), 2154 nucleotides long. RefSeq names its product diphthamide biosynthesis 5 (gene DPH5). The transcript has 8 exons. Gene Ontology annotation, molecular function: diphthine synthase activity. Bases 172 to 1029 code for a protein of 285 amino acids. The record is from RefSeq and is a predicted model, not a curated record. NCBI's taxonomy places the organism in Eukaryota, Metazoa, Chordata, Mammalia, Chiroptera, Pteropodidae. Gene Ontology annotation, biological process: protein histidyl modification to diphthamide.
ACCGUAUGUGAAGCCGGCGGCGUGGACCCUGGCUCGGCGCGAAUCUGUCUUUUCGUCUGCUGUUUCUGCGGAAAGGUGGCAUUUAGUGAUUUGGGGGAGGACAGGGGCUCAGCUCUGACAUUCCCAGCGGCUAACUAUCGGCUCCUAGUCUCCCUCCCCCUGGACUUUGAAAUGCUUUACCUCAUCGGCUUGGGCCUGGGAGAUGCCAAGGACAUCACAGUCAAGGGCCUGGAAGUUGUAAGACGCUGCAGUCGUGUGUAUCUGGAAGCCUAUACCUCCGUCCUGACUGUAGGGAAGGAAGUCCUGGAAGAAUUUUAUGGAAGAAAAUUGAUUCUCGCUGAUAGAGAAGAAGUGGAACAAGAAGCAGAUAAUAUUUUAAAGGAUGCUGAUAUCAGUGAUGUUGCAUUCCUUGUAGUUGGUGAUCCAUUUGGGGCUACAACCCACAGUGAUCUGAUUCUGAGAGCAACAAAGCUGGGAAUCUCUUACCGAGUUAUUCACAAUGCUUCCAUAAUGAAUGCUGUAGGCUGCUGUGGUUUACAGUUGUAUAAGUUUGGAGAGACGGUGUCUAUUGUUUUUUGGACAGACACUUGGAGACCAGAAAGCUUCUUUGACAAAGUGAAGAAGAACAGACAAAAUGGCUUGCACACAUUAUGCCUGUUAGAUAUCAAGGUGAAGGAGCAGUCUUUGGAAAAUCUAAUCAAAGGAAGGAAGAUCUACGAACCUCCUCGGUAUAUGAGUGUAAACCAAGCAGCCCAGCAACUUCUGGAGAUUGUUCAGAAUCAAAGAACACGAGGAGAAGAACCAGCGGUCACCGAGGAGACACUCUGUGUCGGCUUAGCCAGGGUUGGAGCUGAGGACCAGAAAAUUGCAGCCGGCACUUUGCAGCAGAUGUGUACUGUGGACUUGGGAGGGCCGUUACAUUCCUUAGUCAUCACGGGAGGCAGUGUGCAUCCCCUGGAGAUGGAGAUGCUAAGUCUGUUUUCUAUACCAGAAGCUAGCUCAGAAUCCCGAAGCAUCGAUGGACUCUGAACAUAGACAUUUUCUAUUUUGGAUAUUAAUUUCCGUCACGUAUGCAAGUACAUAUAUUUGUAUAACAAAUUGAACAGAUCUUUUGGUUUACCUAGUAAGUAUAGAACAAGUGACUAAGAAGAAAGAUGUCGAUUCAACAGUGUUGGUUUCAUGUGGCAAUGAGUUUUUUCCUUCUGAUAUCAUCAGUUGUUGCUGCUAUUUUGGCAGUUUUUCAGGAUGUACACACAUGGAGCAGACCAAGCGGGAAAACGUAUAGACAUAUGUAAAGCCAUUUAAAAGCAGUUUUUCUUUAUGAGAGCAGUCAAUACAAGGUGGAAUUUUCUUCUUUCUUCAAAAGUCAGCUGUCCUGACUGCAAGGUGAGUUGUCCUGACAGUGGUUGGUAUUAGUGCAUAUAAACAGAGAUGAGAAGACGAAGUCCUGCUUACUUAAAUCUCAUCCGAGCCCAUGCCACAAAAUGACAUCAUCCCCAAUUGCCUUGUCUUAUUCAGCUGACAUCCUAAUUAUGUAGCUCACAUUCCGCUGUAUUUUGGAGGCUAUAUAAUUGUUGAAUUAUAAAUGUUCAGCCAGCCAUGUACAGUUACUCUUUGGAUUUAAAUAGCAACUUUCACAUCCAAGCUGACAAAUGGAAAACUUGCUGACUACAAAAUAAAGUUUAAAAAAUUUAAGUUUGAAAACAACAAUGAAUUAGUCAAGAUUCAUCAUGUCACUUAACUCAGUUAAUAUGCUACUAUGUAGAUGAAAAGUACUCACAUUCUUCCUACUAGUUGCAAAUAACACUCCAUUUAUUAUAGUUCAUUACCAUAGAGUUUUAUUCUUUUCAUAACAAAUAGCUUUGUUACCUAGUAGUUGAAUUGGUCUGAAUAUUUCUUGGGCCUAAUCAAAUUGUCUGACCUCUUUGCUCAGUAAAUUUGUUGUAAUUUGAAAAAAAACUUCUCUACUUUCUGGGAGCCUCAAUUAGCAGGCGAUAAUUUUGACUGAUUUCAUUCGCGUUAAAAGGUAUUUUAAUAUAUAUGAAAUAUUCCAUUUUCAAUCUAUUGGACCAAAACAAAGGGAGGGAGCUAAGGACAUUUAAGUACCAGUUCUGUGUUAUUUUCUUCUGAGGCAUUAAACCAAACAUUUAAAAA